AUGGCUCGAAUGAACUGCUCAGUUCCUGUGGACGUCACAUACAAGAACAUGAGAUUUCUUAUUACACGCAAUCCAACCAAUGUGACCUUAAACAAAUUUAUAAAGAAAUUUAGGAAAUAUGGAGUUACCACAAUAGUAAGAGUAUGUGAAGCAACUUAUGACACUGCUCUUGGGGAAAAAGAAGAUAGCCAUGUUCUUGACUGGCUUUUGGAUGAUGGUGCACCACCAUCCAACCAGAUUGUUGGUGACUGGUUAAGUCUUGUAAAAAUUAAGUUUCGUGAAGAACCUGAUUGUUGUAUUGCUGUUCGUUGUGUUGCGCGUCUUGAGAGAGCUCCAGUACUUGUUGCCCUAGUAUUAAUUGAAGGUGGAAUGAAAUACAAAGAUGCAGUACAGUUCAUAAGACAAAAGCGGCAUGGAGCUUUAAAUAGCAAGCAACUUUUGCAUGCGGAGAAGUAUCGUAAAGUGCAGCUGCACUUCAAAGAGUCCAGUGGUCAUAGAAACAACUGCUGCAUUCAAUAA
Trichechus manatus latirostris (Florida manatee) is the source of this 519-nucleotide messenger RNA. RefSeq names its product protein tyrosine phosphatase type IVA 1-like. Bases 1 to 519 code for a protein of 172 amino acids. The record is from RefSeq and is a predicted model, not a curated record. Gene Ontology annotation, biological process: positive regulation of cell migration; dephosphorylation. Gene Ontology annotation, cellular component: nucleus; cytoplasm. The transcript has 2 exons. NCBI's taxonomy places the organism in Eukaryota, Metazoa, Chordata, Mammalia, Sirenia, Trichechidae. Gene Ontology annotation, molecular function: protein tyrosine phosphatase activity.